AUAAUUCUUACUUCCAUUUUCGACGCAAUACGAGAAGCACGUGUGUAUGGUAUUCGGUUAUCUUGGUUUUGUAAUAAAAGAUUUAAAAUUUAGAAGUAGAAAACACUACUUUUGAGAUAAGAGUGCAUUAAUAUUGCUUCUAUAGAUAAAUAGAACUAUUAUAGCCAUGGAGAAUGGUCAAGAAAAACCAAAUGAUAACUCAAAUGGCGAUAUUGUUGACGAAGGUAAGAACAUUGAGCCGACUACUAACAACUCAACUAAAGAAAUCACGGAAGAGCCAACAGAAAACCUAGUAGAACAGUUGAAACAACCGUUAGAAGAAGCGUCAGAGGAGCUGUUGGAAAAGAUCAGAGAUCAAAUAGAGUAUUACUUUGGUGAUCUCAAUAUGCAGAAAGAUAAAUUUCUUAUUUCGCAAUCAAAGUUGAAUGAUGGUUGGAUUCCAAUGACCGUUAUGUUAAACUUCAAACAACUAGCUGCUCUCAGCAAAAAUAGUGAUGUAAUUCUGAAAGCUCUGGAGUCAAGUGAUUUAAUAGAGAUUUCAGAAGAUAAGAAAAGUAUUAGACGCUCACCAAAAUAUCCAUUACCAGAAUAUGAUGAAGAGUAUAAAAAAGCUCAAGAAGCCAGAACAGUUUAUGUCAAGGGAUUUCCAUUGACUGGUAUGACUAUGGAUAAGUUGAAAGAAUUUAUUAAGCCAUACAAACCAUUUGAAGGAAUUAUUAUGAGAAAAUACCUAGACAACAAAGAUAAAGUUCUUAAGUUCAAGGGUUCUAUUUAUGUUCUGUUUAAAACAGUAGAUGAUGCAAAAGCUUUCAUGGAGAUAGAGUCUAUAAAAUAUGAAGAUACAGAGCUAAUAAGAAAGUGGUCUGCUGAUUAUUCUAUAGAAAAAAAAGCUGAAAAGGGUGAACAAAGAAAAAAGAAAGAUAAGUUGAAAAAUAAAGUAACUCGAGAUGAAGAAGAAACAGAUCAAACAUCUGAAGAAGCAAACAGCUACAAAUUACCAAAAGGUUCAGUUAUCUAUUUUUCUGGUGUUCCUAAUACAUGUACAAGGGAAAAUAUUAAAGCGUGCUUAGACCAAUAUGAUGCUGAUAUUGCUUACAUUGAUUUUCAAAGAGGACUUACAGAAGGAUGGGUCCGUCUGCAGGGUGAAAAUGCAGCCAAACCUUUAAUAGAAAAGACAAAUGGAGGCAAGCUUUUGAUUGGCGAUACUGAAGUUACUUGUAAGAUUCUGGAUGGCGAAGAAGAAAAUAAGUAUCUUACUAAAGUGGCGGAAGAAAUAGCAGCUUCUAAGAAUAAAUUUAAAUCGAAACGGGGCGGUAAAAAAGGGCGUAAAGGACAAGGUGCAAAAAAGAGAAGCGGUAGUCCCAUUAAUACAGUUCCAGCUAAAAAAACCGGAUAAGAUCGAUUCACUGUGGAAACUGUGAAGUUAUUUGUCAUCAUGUUUUGUUUUUGUAUUGAUAACUUACACAAGAGAGAGAAUGGAAGAGUUAUUCUUGAUUACAACUAAUUCAUUGCGUCAAAGACCAAUAUUUAGAGAUAUGAGUUGUAUUUUAUUUUUAUUAUUUCAUAUCGAUUGAUGUAUUUUACAUCAUCUUGAUGUAUAAUAUUUACUACGUGCACUUUGUGGAUAAAAAUUUAGUAAACCAAGUUUAGUGAACUUGAUAAAAGUUCGCACAUAUGAACGUGUCAAAAUAUAAUUAUAUUUUGGAAAAUAUAAUUUCGCUUACAUUUGCUACCCUUGACUAAUUAUAGUUAACAAUUACGCUGCUUUGGUCAUAUAAUCUGUAAUUGAUAUGAUAUGAUUUUGAUUUAUUGUAUGAAAGUUAUGUAAGAAUCACUCUGUUCAGAAGUUUACUUAUAAUUUGAUAUACCUAUAUAAUUUCACUAUAUAAAUUUGAUACAAUAUAAUUGAUAAAUGAAAAUCACAUAUAUUUUUACAAAUUGGCAUUUUAUUUUGUUGUACAGUGAAAUUUACAAAUUGGUUUCUAACAUGUAUUUGGAUUUCACUGCUAUCUUAUGUGUGUAUCGAUACUAUCUUCACGCAAGUAUCACAACGUGUUGUCAAAAAUCAUACUGUGUGUGUUUUUUCGCGGACAAAAUUUGGAAAAAUUAAAUAAAUUUGUGUGUGUGUGUGUGUGUGUGUGCGUGUGCGUGUGUGUGCGCGCGCGCGCGUGUGUGUGUGUGACGUAUGUACGUAUAUUUAAGAUUAUCAAUAACAUACGAUUUUACGUGACACCGAGUCCGUGUAUAUUACGCUACAUAGUUGAUUACAGUUUUAUAUUGAACGUAUUAAUACGAAUUUAUAAUUUUUAUGCGUCCGAAGAAUCUCGUACAUAUUUGAUUAAAUAAAUCUUAUUAAUUUA
Molecule: messenger RNA, 2360 nt
Organism: Pseudomyrmex gracilis
Lineage: Eukaryota; Metazoa; Arthropoda; Insecta; Hymenoptera; Formicidae
Gene: La
Product: la protein homolog
Exons: 7
Coding region: 167-1396 (409 amino acids)
Biological process (GO): RNA processing; positive regulation of translation
Cellular component (GO): cytosol; cytoplasmic stress granule; nucleus
Molecular function (GO): RNA binding
Source: RefSeq, a predicted model, not a curated record